AUGACCGCUACCGACAGCGACAACAUGUCUCAAUCGACAACUAACCCCACCAUCGACCUCCUCGAAAGCGAUACCGCCGCCUCACUGACGAGCUAUCCAGCAUCGAGCGCCUCGAGACCCUCCUCCGCCUCCUCAGCUCCCUCCGACGAUCUCUCGAAAGCACAACUCCCGGGAGCACCCAUCUCGCCCCUGUUCGAAGUACGCGACACACCCACAGCCGGUCGUGCCGUAUUCGCCACCCAAGAUAUCGGAGCCGACACCCUCCUCUGGCGUGCAGAGGACCUCACAGUCUUCGCCCUCCUCCGCGAGUACAAGCGCGAGGUCUGCGGACAGUGCUUCGCGUAUGACUACGGCCGAGACCUGCGCAUUCGGGAUCAGGUCGUGGGCUUCGCCUUCUGCUCGGAGGAAUGCCAGAAGAAGUGGCACCAGGAAACUGGUGAGCUUGGCGUCCAGGCAUGGACUGAAGUCGAGAAGCUGGUCAAGAAGAGGGGUAAAGAGGAUAAUGAACUGGUUGACAUUGGUUUACCCCGGCCGCAAGCAAAUGAAAUUGCAGAGGCCUGGGAGGAGACCAAGGCACAGGCAGAACUUGUCCGGGCGUCAAGGAUGGCGGAGUUGGGUGGCGAGGGCGUGAAGAUCACAAAGCAACACCGCAAAGCUGUUCAAAAGGCGCUCCAGCAACCAAUCCAGCCGGACGUCAUGAGCUUUUGCGUUAGCGGCCUCGUCGCCCGGUACAACCACCCCGACAAGUGGGAGCAUGUGCUGUCGCUCGCUGUGGAUUCAACGCCGUACAGCAAUGCAGACAACUUGAAGGCAUUCACCCGCACUUAUCUGCAUCUGCUCGCCAUUCUUCCUCUCCGACUUAUUUCCCUCGCCACCCGGGAGACUUUACACCAACUCAUUUCGCACGACAGCCAUAACUCAUUCGGUAUCCGCUCGUUGGAAGACGAGGGGUCUGAGUUCUUUGGUUAUGGGUGCUGGCCAUCGGCUAGUUACUUCAACCACUCCUGCGGCCCGAACAUUGUGAAGAGGAGGGAAGACAGGGUAUGGGAGUUCAGGGCUGCAAAGAACAUUGCGAGUGGAGAGGAGAUGAAUAUCACCUAUUUGGGCGGCGAAGAGAAAGAUAUGCCAAGGGAUGCCAGGAUGGCGAUCCUGAGGAAGAAUUGGGGUUUCGAUUGUGGAUGUAAGCGGUGUCAGGAGGCAUGA
This is a messenger RNA of Colletotrichum chrysophilum, 1203 nucleotides long. RefSeq lists its product as uncharacterized. The record is from RefSeq and is a predicted model, not a curated record. Bases 1 to 1203 code for a protein of 400 amino acids. Lineage: Eukaryota; Fungi; Ascomycota; Sordariomycetes; Glomerellales; Glomerellaceae. Gene Ontology annotation, cellular component: nucleus. Gene Ontology annotation, molecular function: protein binding. The transcript has a single exon.